AUGGCAAACGGUUGGAGUCUUCUCGUCGGCCUCAUUGUCGUCGUUGCCGCUUCUUUGGGUGCCUGGUUCUUUAGUCCUAAGGGUGAGAACAGAACUGUCUGGCGAAGCGUCCUUAUCCUCUCUUUCGCGUCUUGUUACUUGAUGUGGGCAAUCGUCUUUCUCGCUCAGUUACACCCUCUCAUCUCACCGAAAAAGUCCGAUAUGCGUCCUGGCCGAGCACCCAAUUAA
Messenger RNA from Penicillium malachiteum, 228 nucleotides. RefSeq names its product V-type proton ATPase subunit e. Gene Ontology annotation, molecular function: proton-transporting ATPase activity, rotational mechanism. Gene Ontology annotation, cellular component: vacuolar proton-transporting V-type ATPase, V0 domain. Lineage: Eukaryota; Fungi; Ascomycota; Eurotiomycetes; Eurotiales; Aspergillaceae. The record is from RefSeq and is a predicted model, not a curated record. The transcript has 4 exons. Gene Ontology annotation, biological process: proton transmembrane transport; vacuolar acidification. Bases 1 to 228 code for a protein of 75 amino acids.